Messenger RNA from Didymodactylos carnosus, 906 nucleotides. The record is from the annotation of a GenBank genome assembly. NCBI's taxonomy places the organism in Eukaryota, Metazoa, Rotifera, Eurotatoria, Philodinida, Philodinidae.
AUGAAAUGGGAUUCUAUAAAUUUGUAUUAUAAUCAAAUAUGUUUUUAUAUUACAUUGGGAAGUUUAUGUAUGCACUGUACAUUUUGGAUACAAGUUAUUCUUCAUCAUAAUAUUAGACAACGAUCAUUACAAUGGAUAUACAGUUAUCUAUUUAUCGAUAUUUUACUCAUGUCACUCUUUUUUCUCCAAUAUGGUAUACGAACAAAAGAUGAUUGUUUUUCGAAUACCGUUUUUAGUAUAUUAUGUACACUAGAAGCGUAUAGUGCAAUUUAUUUAAGUCUUAUUCAGCCUUAUUUGUUAGUUGGUUUAAAUAUUUGUCGUUAUUUACGAAUUGUUAAAAGUUUAAAUGUUUAUACAAGAUAUAUAAAGACAAUUUAUUUUAUUCAUAUUUUGCUCUAUAUUUCACCAUCACUUAGUUUUAUUUUACAAUUUCAGUUUGGUUGGUCUAUGUUAGAAUCAGGCACAGGAGCUAUUUGUGAUUUAACAUAUUCCUCCAUGUCUGCUCAAUCAAUAAAUAUUAUGCUCGAGUUUAUUAUUCCAGUUUCACUUAACAUAAUUUUCAUGGCUAUGACACUUGUACAUAUUCGACAUUCAAAACGUACAGUGAAUGCUGAAAGACAAGUUCAUAAACGACUAUUACUUCAAUUUUUUAUCGUCUAUAUGAUAUGGUUAUUAUUAUGGGGUCCCUUUGUGCUUAUUUAUCAAUUUACAAAAAUUACAGAUAGAAUAAGUUUUUAUUCUCAAAUUAUUUCGUUUUGUGAAGUGUUUUGUGAUCCGUUUAUCUUCAUUGCACUUGACAAUCGUUUCAUUGAGGCAUUGAAAAAAUCAUGGAAGAUGUUGAAAAAUAUACAACGUGUAUCACAAAUACAACCGAGUAGUAGAGCAAUGGCAAGAUCUGGAUUUUAA